AUGGACGAGUGGGCUAAACAGCUAAUGGACAAGUUCUUCGAGAAAGAUGGGACACCAACCCGCGACAGUUGCGAUGAGCGUGCUUUGUCUAUCCUCAACGGAGGCGCCAAAGAUGUGCAUCCCGUCGACGACCAGGGAUCGCUCAGCUACACAGUCAUAGCCACCACGUCUAUUAUCAUUUCGUUCCGCCGGAAGGGCUCCAAACUUGACGCGGGAAUGGUCAAGCUCUUAAGGAGAUUCACGCCCGUCGACGUCGCCACCCUGAAGUUUCUUGAACAGAAUAUUCGGCACAAGCUGGAAAACUUGAAGGAGUCCAUCUCGACCCAUGCUUACCUGGCAGAUGCCCUUGAUGAAAUUGAUAGCAGCCUCCAUACCCUAUUCGAUCAGGACUACCCCCAAGUCCUUACGCAUGGCGACUUGUCCCUUACGAACAUUCUGCUCAGUGAGGAGAACCUGUCUAUCACAGGGAUACUGGAUUGGUCGCUGGCAUAUGUGUUACCUUUUGGAUUGGAACUCGAUACACUGCGCCUGACUACUGGUACUAUGGACCUCCAAGGAUGGUACGACUACGAAUGCCGGGCCCGUCUCGAUGCGGCCUUCUGGACUGAGUUCUGGCAGGCUGCUUCGGUCAUGGAUGGAGGAAAACGGUCUAAGAUCAAGCAUUUGGCCGAGACAGCAGGAAAGCUCGGAGCCAUACUUCGAUACGCGUUCUAG
Anthostomella pinea is the source of this 714-nucleotide messenger RNA. The record is from the annotation of a GenBank genome assembly. Lineage: Eukaryota; Fungi; Ascomycota; Sordariomycetes; Xylariales; Xylariaceae.